Pseudopodoces humilis (Tibetan ground-tit) is the source of this 1205-nucleotide messenger RNA. RefSeq names its product solute carrier family 48 member 1 (gene SLC48A1). The record is from RefSeq and is a predicted model, not a curated record. Gene Ontology annotation, biological process: heme transport. Gene Ontology annotation, molecular function: heme transmembrane transporter activity; heme binding. NCBI's taxonomy places the organism in Eukaryota, Metazoa, Chordata, Aves, Passeriformes, Paridae. Gene Ontology annotation, cellular component: plasma membrane; lysosomal membrane.
CGCCGAGGCCGCCAUGGCGCUGAGCGGGGCCCUGGCGCUCCGUGUCGCCUACGCGUCCUUCGGUGCCCUGAGCGGCCUCUCGGCCUUCUGCGCCUGGAGCGUGGUGCCCGCGCUGCGCCAGCCCGGCACGGCUGCGGCCGGGGGGCUCUCGGGUGUGCUGGCGCUCUGGGCCCUAAUCACGCAUGUGAUGUACCUGCAGGAUUACUGGAGGACCUGGUUAAAAGGGCUGAGGUUCUUCCUCUCCGUCGGGAUCCUCUUCUCCGCCCUCUCCGGGCUGGGCUUCUGCGCCUUCCUGGCCCUGGCCAUCACCCAACACCAGUCCCUGACUGACCCCAAGAGUUAUUACCUGUCGUGUGUGUGGAGCUUCAUGGCGCUGAAGUGGGCGCUGCUGCUGAGCCUCUACUCGCACCGGUACCGCGCCGAGUUCGCCGACAUCAGCAUCCUCAGCGACUUCUGAGCUUCCUGGGAAAGGUGUGGGGCAGGGAGGAGAGGCCUGGGCACGGAGCAGGAGCUGCCUGGCUGUCUGUCUGUCCGCAGAGGGGGUUUUUCCUGCUGGAUUUUCCUCGCUCGUCGCUCUGGGGAGAAGGGAGGGGGUGGCGGUCGCCGUUUUUGUCGCUGCGCUGCUCCCCGUGUCACCUCUCUGCUCCUUUGUCCCCUGGGAUGAGCCUCCCAGGAGCUCCCAGCCAGGUCCUUGGGGUUUAUCUGGGGGCAGAGGAGCACAGCUCAUCCCAAAGCUCCUGGGGUUGGGAAUGCUGCUCCCCGGGCUCGUUUUUAAAAGGAUUGGGAUCCCGUGUUUAACCAUAAAUGCCGUAUUUAACGCUUUGAAGUUGCAGCAGCGGGUGUGUGGGGAAAAGGCGUGUGGGGGAAAGGGGUGCAGGGCCAAGGCCUGACCUGCCUGAACCUCAGGGAGAGGAAAAAAUUGGGGAAAAAAAUAUUUUUGUGGAAGCAGGAGGAGAGGAGAAGGGAUGGGGGCUGCUCAGGUGACCCCACGGAUUGAGGAGCACCUUUGGGGUGAGGCUGUGACCUGCUGGAGUCCCUAAACCUGGAAUUCCCACCGCACAUCCCAGCUUUUUUAAAGGAUCCUGUGUGUAAAUAUUCCCUCUGUUUUUACAUGGAUUCCCCCUGGUUUGCACCUGGGGGGUGCCGGGGUGGGUGCCACCCUCGCUGUCACCCUGUGCCACCACAAAUACAGCCCUCCCUCACCA